AGGAAGCAGAGGCGUCGGCCUCUAGUUGCAGGGUGUCUCUAGCUACUGGACUCCGGGAUGCUUCCCUCACACUCUCGCGAGAUUUCCCAGGGAUCCGGCACUGGGACGCAGCUUCUAAAAGUCCAGGAGCUCUUUCGAGCCAACUCAACAAACUAGGAAUCACAGAUCUUACAAGCUGAGUUCUGGCUGCUCCAGUUGGAAGCCCACAUGCCAAACUGCUCUGGAGUCGCCGGAGGCAUCAGCAGAUCCCAGCCGAGCCUUGAGUGAGGACUGUGAUCUGCCUUACGGGUCACCUCACUCAGGACUCAGCGCUCGCACGUUGCAGCAGCUCCAGACCCCACUGCUACCGGAAAGUUACAGGUACCGGAACCGAGAAGACCAGCGCGGCCCAGGAACCGCGCCUGAAUGAAUGAUGCAAUCUGCCACAGGAGAAUCAUCUGGAGAAGAUAAGAAAAUUCUCCAAACCGGGAGCUGAAGUGGCUUGACUUUGCUAUCCUUUCCAUAGAAAUAGUAUUACAAAUAAAUAGCCAUAUUCAGUUAUAAAGGAAUAGCUUUAAUUUGGGUGUUAAAUCUUUCAUUCAUUAAAUUUGUUCGUUUUCUUUAAGUAAGUGUGCGUCUGUGUGUGUGUGUGUGUGUGUGUGUGUGUGUGUGUGUGUACCUUCAGAGGCCAAAGGUGUCAGAUCCCCAGGAGCUGGAGUUACAGAACGUUGGGAACUGACCCCUGUGACCCAGGUGGGUGGCAUUCGCGCAAACUCCUAUUCUCUGCAGGAACAGCAAGCAAACUGAACCACUGAGUCAUCUCUCCAGCCCCGAUUAUACUUUCUUUCCUGUGAAUCUUGCAUAUUAUAUUUACUUGUGUGUGUGUUAGCACAGUCUGGCCUGGAACUCCUGAUCCUCUUACUUCCAUUUCCCAAGGGCUUAAAGCUUAUGGGUUGGUGGACAUUUGGGCAAUCACACCCAAAAACACCCAUGAAAAUGUUUCUCUCCUACCAGCCUUUAUUUUUCUUGGUGACUCUCUAAGAGCAGGGGCACUGGGGCUUGUAAGUAAGUCUAUGUUUAACCUACAAGAAUUUUGCUGUAGUUUUUGCCCCCAGCAGUGCAUGUGAGUUCUGGCUGUGAUAUGUCCUCAGUACUUGUAUCUUCUCUCAAAUUCUCCUCAUUUCUUACAUAGCUUCCAUUUUGAAAGGUGUAGUCUUUUUUUUUUUUUUUGAGACAGAGUGUGUGUAGCCUAGCCUAGGCUGCCUGAAACUCGAAAAUUCCUUCCGUAGUCCAGGCUGGUUUGAACUUGCAGCGAUCUUGCUUCCAUAGUCUUGGGUCCACUUUCUUUCUUUGGUAUUUCUAGACAAGGGUACUCUGUGUAGCCCUGGGUGUCCUGGAACUCUCUCUAUAGACCAAGCUGGCCUCGAACUCAGAGAUUUGCCUGCCUCUGCCUUCAGAGUGCUGGGAUAAAAUGUCUGUGCCACCAUGGCCCGGCUUAUUUAUUUAUUUAUUUAUUUAUCAAAAGACAGGGCUGCUCACUUGCUUGGAACUUGCCAAUUAGGCUGAGCUGGCUAAGCCCACAGGGCAGUGCACUUGGCUGCCGACCACACCUACAGUCCAGCUCCUCUUCCCUUAUUCUAUAGUUUCCAGUUUUUGAGACAGGAUUAAAACUCAGGUCAAUUCUCCUGCCUCAGGCUUCCUUAACUCCUCGAAUGUUGAACUUCCAGGUAUGAGGCAUCACACACGUGUGUGUCUCAUUCUGAAGGCAGCAGGGACUGUUGGGUCUGCCGCAGACUCCAGUCGGCUUGUUCCGUAGCUGCGUAUUGUUCUCCAAGCAGGUCCUUUGCAGGUCCUCUUCCUGACCCUUCUCUUUAUAAUCUGCUCAUAGGUAUGGCAACUGCUGGAUGUGGCAGAGCGGAAGCCACGGGCAAUGCCAUAGUUACUGCUCUGCAGUGCUCCAGCAUCUUCCAGAGGAAGCAGUUUUAGGAAACUUUGAGUUGGAACCAUUGUUGGAACCAUCUUACUAGGAGGUCAAUCAGCCCCCCUCCCUCUUUUCUUUUUGACAGUCUCAAUUAAUCCAGGCAUGCCUUGAACCAUAAACUCCCUACGUAGCCUUGAACUUCUGACCCUCUGAACUGACUCUGCCCCUGAGUUCUGGGAUUAAGGUGUAGGUCACCCGUGGUUUCUGUGCUUCAGAGGGCACAAUCCCUGGCUUGCUCUGUGCUAGCCAAAUGCUUUACCAACUGGACCACAAUGCGUAGCUCCUUUACCACCCUGCCAGUCUGUUCCUGGUUGUUCAUUUUCCUCAUGUUUUGUUUUUUAGUCUCUUGCAAAACCCACAGAUCUUCCUUUAAAAACCUCUAAGCUGAGGUUUAUGGUGCAUUUUUAACCAACAAAGGAAGGGGAAGAGAAAGACUCCAGCACACUGGAGAAUCGAGGAAAACUUCCCAGGAUGGUCUCCCACUCAGAGCUGAGGAAGCUCUUCUGUUCAGCGGAUGCAGUGUGCUUUGAUGUUGAUAGCACCGUCAUCAGAGAAGAAGGAAUCGAUGAGCUGGCCAAAUUCUGUGGUGUGGAGGCCGCAGUGUCUGAAAUGACACGGAGAGCCAUGGGAGGAGCAUUGCCUUUUAAAGACGCGCUCACUCAGCGCCUGGCACUGAUCCAGCCCUCCAGGGAUCAAGUCCAGAGGCUCCUAGCUGAGCACCCGCCACAUCUGACUCCUGGCAUAAGGGAGCUGGUAAGCCGCCUCCAGGAGCGUAAUGUCCAGGUGUUCCUCAUCUCUGGUGGCUUUCGGAGCAUUGUGGAGCACGUUGCUGCAAAGCUCAAUAUCCCAACAACCAAUGUGUUUGCCAAUAGGCUGAAGUUCUACUUUAAUGGUGAGUACGCAGGUUUUGAUGAGAUGCAGCCGACAGCCGAGUCGGGUGGGAAAGGAAAGGUUAUUCGGUUUUUAAAGGAAAAAUUUCACUUUAAGAAAAUAAUCAUGAUUGGAGAUGGAGCUACGGACAUGGAAGCCUGUCCUCCUGCUGAUGCUUUCAUUGGCUUUGGAGGCAAUGUGAUCAGGCAGCAGGUUAAGGACAACGCCAAGUGGUACAUCACUGACUUCGUGGAGCUGCUGGGAGAACUGGAGGAGUGAGCUUGACUUCCCGCUCACUCAGAACAACUCCACCUUCUCAAAGCCACACAGUUAGGCUCCUGGGAGAAUCUAGGAGACAGCUAUUUUUUUCUACUGUAGUUCUAAUAUUAAUAUGACUACUAAUUACAUGGAGAAUUUUAUACUCUGAAUUCUUUGUGUAUAUUCUUACAAACAUUUUACUUGUAGCUUUCUGAGGUGCACAGUAAAUUAAAGACUUUUACUCUUGCAACAUG
Messenger RNA from Mus musculus (house mouse), 3342 nucleotides. It is a transcript of the gene Psph, whose product is annotated as phosphoserine phosphatase. The record is from RefSeq and is a predicted model, not a curated record. Gene Ontology annotation, cellular component: cytosol. The coding region runs from base 2432 to 3109 and encodes 225 amino acids. Lineage: Eukaryota; Metazoa; Chordata; Mammalia; Rodentia; Muridae. Gene Ontology annotation, biological process: L-serine metabolic process; L-serine biosynthetic process; response to nutrient levels. Gene Ontology annotation, molecular function: magnesium ion binding; protein homodimerization activity; L-phosphoserine phosphatase activity. The transcript is spliced from 9 exons.